Molecule: messenger RNA, 7031 nt
Organism: Dromaius novaehollandiae (emu)
Lineage: Eukaryota; Metazoa; Chordata; Aves; Casuariiformes; Dromaiidae
Gene: BPNT2
Product: 3'(2'), 5'-bisphosphate nucleotidase 2
Exons: 5
Coding region: 233-1309 (358 amino acids)
Biological process (GO): phosphatidylinositol phosphate biosynthetic process; skeletal system development
Cellular component (GO): endomembrane system
Molecular function (GO): 3'-nucleotidase activity
Source: RefSeq, a predicted model, not a curated record
UCCGCCUAACCCGGAUACAGACGGGCCGCUGCCUUUCACCCCGGCUCGCAGGGGAGCGUGGAGCCGGGGCUGGCCCGGCGGCAGGAGACGCUGCUGCCGUGGCUGCCGCGCCGCGGGGGAAGGAGGGGAGCCGCCGCCGCGGCCUCGCGUGCCGGCGGUGCCAUGGGGCCGUGGUGAGCGCCCGCCGCCGGAGCCCGCCCGCCGCCCGCCUCGCUGCGCCCCCGUGGCGGCCAUGGCCCCCAUGGGGAUCCGCCUCUCCCCCCUCGGCAUGGCCGUGUUCUGCCUCCUGGGGCUGGGCGUCCUUUACCACCUCUACUCCGGCUUCCUGGCCGGCCGCUUCGCCUUCUUCAUGCUGAGCGAGCCGGCGGCGGGCGGGCCCGAGGCCCCGCGCGGCUCCGCGCCCGCGGGCGCCGUGGACCUGCGGGACCUGCUGGCCGUGUCCGUGCUGGCCGCCGUCAGGGGCGGCGAGGAGGUGAAGCGGGUCCGCGAGGGCAACGUGCUCAACGAGAAGGCCAAGGGGAAGACGCGGGAGGGGGCCGAGGAGAAGCUGACGAGCGGCGACCUGCUCUCCAACCGCAAGAUGUUCUACCUGCUGAAGGGCGCCUUCCCCGGCGUGCAGAUAAAUUCUGAAGAACAUGUUGAUGCAGCUGAUCAGGAGACAGUCUCUUGGGAUCGUAGUAUUCCUGAAGAUAUAAAGAAAAAAAUACAACCUACAGAGGUUCCAGCAGAAAGCGUUACUGUCUGGAUUGAUCCGUUAGAUGCUACACAAGAAUACACAGACGAUCUUCGACAGUAUGUCACAACAAUGGUUUGUGUGGCCGUAAAUGGUAAACCCGUAAUAGGAGUGAUACACAAGCCUUUCUCGGCAUAUACAGCCUGGGCGAUGGUGGAUGGCGGGUCAAAUGUAAAAGCUCGUUCGUCCUACAAUGAGAAAACCCCAAGGAUUAUUGUAUCCCGCUCUCAUGCAGGAAAAGUAGAGCAGGUUGCACGGCAGACAUUUGGAAAUAAAACUGUGAUAAUCCCCGCUGGUGGAGCAGGUUAUAAAGUGUUGGCCCUCCUUGAUGUGGCUGAAGAGAAUCAAGAAGAAGCUGAUGUGUAUAUCCAUGUCACAUAUAUUAAGAAAUGGGACAUAUGUGCUGGAAAUGCUGUGUUGAGAGCAUUGGGUGGCCAUAUGACUACCCUGGCUGGUGAAGAAAUUAGUUACACUGGCUCAGAUGGCAAUGAGGGAGGACUUAUAGCCAGUAUCAACAUGAACCAUAAAGCACUGAUUGAAAAACUUCCAAAUCUGGAAAAAACAUCACGCAAAUAAACUUGGCUGGUGGAGAAGUACAAGUAAUGCUUUUGUAGUCUCCAGAUGCUCUGUCUGAAGAAGCAGGUGUGAAAACCUGCAGGGAAAGAUGCACAGCAAAGCAAGCAAUUUGGUGAGGGUUUGGGGACUAUAGAGUACAUUGGGUUGCUUGAGUGGUGGUAUUAAAAAAAAAAAAAUUUGGAAGUAGAAAGGUGACUGACUGCCUCACACCUCAGUUUCCAUGUCUUAUUUUUUAGACUGUUUUCAUGCAGUUCUUAUACUCAAGGUGCAUAUACAGUAUGUAUUUGGGAAUAUAGGUGAACUAAAAGGAAAACCCAAAUUGGUUCAUAAAAUAACCAAAGUAGUUCUCACAGGAAUUUCUUUGAACCUUUUACAUCUUGUUACUGUAGUUUUAGCAGCUCCAUAAUGAAUUAGGUAGAAAAAAAGAUUGAUUUAUGUAACCAUUUGAUAACUGUAAACAAUUUAGCAGGAAAUAUGACCUUGUGUUCUAUAUCCCCUGAACAGAAAGCACAAGAAGGCUGACACAAAUCUGUAUGCAGCAACAGUUUAUCUUUGACAGAGUGGCACUCUUUCUGCUUUUUAAGAGAAAAAAGAAAUGUUCUGUACUAUUUUGACAUUUUUCCUGAAGAUGUAAACCAGUUUAGUUCAGACAAGUUGUGAAUAUUGGUGUUUUAUUAAUCAGUGUAAUUAUUUCCAUAUACCUUUUUAAAAGAAGGCAAUGUUUCCUUGUAUAGUUUUUAACAAUUAAUUCUUGUCUUUGAUUUCUGUGUACAGUGUUGAAGGUGCAUGCCAGAUUUUUCUCUAACGUUGGACUUGUUCAUCAUUUGGUGUUUAUACCUGUAGAAGCAGCCUCUUCCUUCCACAUCUAUUUUUUUCCUUGAGCAAAGUCAUAUGGAAUGAGUUUGAUGGGAAUAGUGAGUUGGUUGUUUUCAUUUACACCAUGAGAUAGAAACCAGCAGUUUUUCUAGAACCCCAUAAUAACCUUCGUCCCCUAGCUUAGGAGGUAUUUGUUUCUGCAGAAAGUUCUUGAGUCAUCCUGAACAGUCUGUGGUUACUUCAUUUGUGGAAAUUAGCACAAUGCAUAAGACCAUUUUCCCAUAACUCUAAAUUUAGUUUAAGCGAUUUUGAAGAGUAUGUGGCAUUUGAAGUACAGGAAGAUGACAGCAUUGUUCAAUAAAGUUUUGUGGAACUGAGUCCAGUAUACACAGGACAGAACCCCUUUGAUAUCAAAGAACAAAUUGUUGCAUCUGUAAAAUAUGUGAACUUUUAUCUGCUGAAAAUGUAACUGUCUCUAACAUUGUCCUUUCAACCACUCUUAAAGGACUUCAGGAAGUUAAAAAGUACCUGUUCUGUGAAUAUCAAUGGGUAAGCUUCCCAUAUAUCUUCAAGAAAGCUAAAAUUCUUAUUUAAUACAAACAUUUUCUGUUUGAAGUUUAUUCAGUAUAAGCAUAGGCUGUUUAAACCAAAUUCAUAUUCCCCUGGUAAAUAUCUUAAUUACUUGCAUCUUAAUUUUUUCCUCUAUUGCUGUUCUGAUUAAGAGUGUUUUUCUCCCUACAUCAAUAAUGGUGCAUGUAAUACCACUUUUAAUACUGUUAACUUCUAGCUAGUGUUCACAUUUCUGAAGGACCUCCUCAGAUGUUACAUAACUACAGAUAUAAACUUUCAGUUACUUUUAUUUUGUAAAGUUACAGGCAAAGUAGACUGAAACUUAGUCCUACUAGCCUUUUGGUACGGGUAGGUUUUUUUCCUGAUACUUUUUUUCCCCAAAAUUGUCACUAUUGCUGCUGUUCGAGAAUAGCUUUUACAUGUGUGGAUAAUAUACACACAAAGCAACUUAACUUCCAAUUUUAAAAUUUAAUAAACUGCUGUAUGCUACAACAAAUAAGUGAAUAUGCCCUUCUUAAUAAGGGGCUUAUUUAUUUCGAAAACUUGUUGAGCUUCCAAAUCUCAAUGAAGAACAAAAAUCUAGAUAUUUAUCAAGGCUUUAGUAAUAUUUUACAGGAAGACUGCAGCUUUUUUUCCUUCAGGCUGCUUUAAGUGACUUAAAGCCUAAUAAAAAGGCAGCUCUUCUGUUUAUUAGUUAAACAACAUGGGUUUAAAUUUAGAUAUGAGAAAUAGCCAUAGUAGCCUAUUAUAAAAACCUGAGUGUGUCACUAAGGGUGAAUGCACAGUGUUCAGAUAGACAAUAAGACAAAGCUUGUGGGAGAUGGUUGUUUUGCAUUCAGGUUGAAAGUGUGUGUUAGUUUUCCUCAUGGAAGUAUGACUGCUUUUAUUUUGGGUAUGAUUCCUUGCAUAAGCUGUGGUCAGACUUAGUUUCCACAUGAAAAAUGGAGAAUAGGUGAAGAUUACAUAUCUUGGGCUUACUUGCAUUUUAGUUGAAGGUACACAGCAGGUAAGAGCAGUAUUUGCCUAAUUAAUUUCUCCCUGGGAGGAUAAAGAAGGUACAAAGGUAAACUUCAGCCCUCCUUUCCUUCAUCCCAUUUGCUGACUAAAAUAUCUAGUCUUUCAUCAGGAAGACUUAAGCUUGUUUAAACCUGAUUAUAUACUGAAGUUCUUUAUUGCACUGGAUCAUAGUGCUCAAUACCUUUCAGUUUUGGACCCUUAUUGGACCAUGCUCACUUCUGCUACAAGAAAAGGAGGAGAUGAAAGUGAGGUGCCCACAUAACUGCUUCUGGCAUAGUCUGAGCACAUACAGCUUUCCCAAAGCUAAGAUCUAAGGUGAUGCUUGGAGUCCCCCAGUGAAGCCUGAAGAGCAGCUUCUUUCACAUGAGUAUUGUCAGGCUCCUGGUGAAUAUCAACUUCUGAUAUUGUCAUUUUACAAUAAAUGCGACUUUUGCACAGGCCAGGGAGUAUCAAAAAGUGCUUGCUUAGUGCAUGUGUGUCCUCACUCUUGGAUAUUUGUAUGUAUAAUAUUAAUACCCAGUAUAUGUUAUUUCUUUGACCAUGUUUGCACUGUUUUAAAACACUUUGCUGUCCUGGCUUGACUAUAUGUUUUGUUUCACCUGUGUGGAUGUGACUUAAGUUUGUGCCCAGAGUGGCAGAAAAUCGUACCACAACAUGUCACUGCAGGGCUAUAACAUUGUUCUUUGCAUUCUACCCUCUUCCACAUAAAGCCAUCAAAUCAUUUUUAGGGAUGCUACUUAAAACAAUAGCACAGUAUAGGUGAGUCCUACAAAAGUACGUCUUUUCUAAAAAAAAAAAAAAAAAUUAAAAUCUUUCACUGUAUCAUUCUGGCUGCAAACAAGGAAAGUAAGAGAAUGUAUUGUUUUGGCAUUGUUUUUUCAUUGGCUGUUUUUUGUUUGAAUGGAUAUUAUGAACAAAAUAAUUGCAAGUGAAAUUAUUCUAAAGCUGUGUGUAUUAUUAUUUUUUUUAAUCAUUCGGCUAAAAAGAGUGAAUGGUAGCAUAGAUGAUACCUAGGACUGUAUCAAGAGUCCUAACUUGCAUUCCUUAAAUUAAGGUUUUUUAAUUAAAUUGACAUGGAAAUAAAAGGGUUGAAAAUUGUACUUAACUGAUUUCUAGUUCAACAUAUUUGCCAACCUUUUACAGAAGAAUUAAAUAAGCACAGUUUGUUUUGAUCUAUAGAGCACACAAAAAUACUGAAAAUAGUUAGCAGAGAGAGCUUGGUUGAUGAAUUUCACCAUAUAAGUGAAGCUGAGAAGUCAUCCAGUGAUGUUAUUUCAUAUAUUUGCUCUUCCUUUAUUCAUUUAGUCAUUACGGUCAUUAGAGUAGCUCUCUUGAGGACAUAUUUUUCUGAUUUCCUUCUGAUUUGAGAAGGCUUUUUUGGUUUGUUUGUUUUCCUUUUAAUAGUCAGUGGCUGGAGAUCAGAAAUAUGGAGGGGAGUCAUUACUGGGGUUCAUCUCUGCUUAUUUAUAGAUUUUUCUCAUUAAUUGAGAACAUCAGGUCUCCUAACAUGUUUGGGAUCCUGUUAUAUCUGUUGGAGUUAUACAACAGCACUGUAAUACUCCUGAUUUAACAGUAUAAAAAAGUCUGCAUCCCCCAGAGUAAUGCAACAAGAAGUCACUACGUAUUGAGCUGGGCCUAUUGUGUGUUAUGCCAGACCAGGCUUGCUAUUUCAUUGUCAUGUGCAUGUGGUUCCAGUUGCAAUUUUUCUGAUGGCAAAACCUUUUAUAGGAUACCGUUCCCCCCCCCCCCCCCAAUUAUGCCCUACCUUUUCGUGGGUCUAUUUUCUAAAGUAAACUAGAAAAGUGGAGAGGGAAGAAGCAGACGGCUGUGCUAGAAAAAUUGUAACAGAGAACAUUUCCAUUUCUUGCUUUAAAUUCUUUUGUUAGUUUCUUUUCUCUUUUCCUUAAAGGUUUAGAUAACCAUACAGUUAAAAUUUAACGAACCAUAGACGAAUGCCUCUGUGAUUUUAAGCUCUAGCAGGAUGGGAGAGAAGAAUUUCUCCAGCCAAGGAAAGCCUGAAUGUUUUCCUUUCAGGUUGAGCCUUCCUCGGUGCUUUGUUAUAGAGAUUUAGGACCUUACAUAAUUAUAAAUUUGACAUUGCCAAAGUCUCAUUCAUAAUCUGUCUUCUGACCUACCAUCCUGAAUGAUAAAACUGCUCUAUAUCCAGUUCAUUUUGAUUUAACUUGCUGAGACAAGAUUGCACUAACUCUGAGGACUCAUAAAGAUUGCUUGACUUUUGAACUACAUCUUCUGUAUGGCAGCUGUUAUAAUGAAGUGCUAGCACCUGCUAAGAAUGUGUUCCCAUCACACAAGCAGCUAGUACCACUCACAGUUCAUAUUGAGAGACUGUUGAAGCCCUAAACUUCAUGAUUUUCAGUUGUCAUACUAGCUUUUUCAGCUUUUCUGAGAGGUUCGGAAGUGUUUUCCUCUGGAGUGUCUUAUCUCUGGAGCCAGCAAUUGGCAGCCACUUUUCUCUUUACUGUUCCUCAUUUUCCUACUGCUUUCUGAUCCUUGCUCCUUUCUUAUUCCAUGUGAACAAGAGAAAUGAGAGCUCGGAGGUGGAAACAAUCCAAGAAAGAGAGGAUGAAGGCAGCAAAUUACCCAGUCCACUUCAUCCUAAAAACUAUUAAUGUUUUAGACCAAGGUCUAAAGUGUUGAUCCUACCAAAAAUGUGAUAGAUUCCAACAAAAUAAAUGCAAUUUAGAGUUUUAUGUGAUUGUUGGUGUAAUAAUGCUGAACAUCCAGAAAAGAUGCAGAUGGACUAGGGAGUACAAGUUAAACGAUCUUAAAAAGGAGAAGAGAACAGCCUUUCAAUGUUCUGUUGCAAGCAUUUCUCAUUUCUGUCCUUCUGAGUACAGAGCUUUGCUUAUGAAAGAGGCUCCGUUGGCUCAAUGUAAAAGGCCUGAUUUUAUUGAAGUCAGUAGCAGAAUUCCCACUGCUUUCAAUGUGAGCAGAAGCAAGCACAGUAAAGAACAAACAAUAAAUUAAGUUCUAAAGAGCUCAACUUCUGCCAAUAGUGCAAACAGUCUGUGUUAUGUUACACUUAACUCUUAUGGCUUAUUUCAGUCUACGUUACUAGAGGACUUGGAAACAUUUAUCAUCUGAGCAUCUCAGCUUUCUAACCCCCCCCCCCCCCCAACUCUUGCAAAUAAACUUGUUUUCAGCCCUGACUGUUCCUUAUUUGUAAUUCAUGUUUCUUUUCCCCACAAAGGACCAGUAACACUCUGGCAUUUUUCCUGUUAUCCCAGCAAAUUGUAUUAGCAUUUUCCAGUUGUGUGCCAAAUUGAAAUAAUUCUAUAAAUAAACUCUCUGGAAAAUG